AGAGGUUCGCGCCUGUGGCAGCGGAUCAAGAGAUUUUUUUUGGGGGUGGGGGGGAUUGUUUUAAUACCACACACUAUAUAUAGCCGAUAGCAAACGAACGAACGAACGUGCAUAAUGAGUAAAAAAGCGGAAGAAGAUAUUGUCCGAAUUGCAAAAAAGAUAGACAAGAUGGUGUCGAAGAAGAACACGGUUGGUGCCUUGGACUUGCUGAAGGAGCUGAAGAGCAUUCCUAUGACCUUGGAGCUUUUGCAGUCUACCAGAAUUGGGAUGUCUGUAAAUGCCAUCAGGAAGCAGAGUAAAGAGGAAGACGUCAUAUCCUUGGCAAAAUCCCUCAUUAAAUCCUGGAAGAAACUCUUGGAUGGACCAACAGUUGAGAAACCUACAGAAGACAAGAAAAAAGAUUCCUUGGCACAAAACAGCCCAAAAGCAAAAGAAGAAAGUUCAGGAAGCAAUUCCAGUAUCUCACAUGAAGCAUUAUAUACUCCAUCACCGUUUCAACUGAAAAGUUAUCCUCAGGCUCCUUUUACCACUGACUCGGUACGGGUCAAGUGUAGAGAAAUGUUAGCUGCUGCAAUGAAAACGGACGGUGACUACAUAGCAAUUGGCUCAGAUUGUGAUGAGCUUGGAGCGCAAAUUGAGGAAAGUGUAUAUCAAGAAUUUAAAAACACAGAUAUGAAAUAUAAAAACAGAAUGAGGAGCAGAAUCGCAAAUUUGAAAGACUCUAAGAACCCUAAUCUGCGAAGAAAUGUCCUUUGUGGAAAUAUUGCACCAGAUAGACUGGCAAAAAUGUCUGCAGAGGAAAUGGCAAGCGAUGAGCUUAAAGAAAUGCGAAAAGCUCUAACCAAAGAAGCCAUCCGAGAACAUCAAAUGGCUAAGACAAGUGGCUCGGAAACUGACCUGUUCAAGUGUGGCAAAUGUAAGAAGAAAAAUUGCUCCUAUACCCAGGUUCAGACUCGCAGUGCUGAUGAACCAAUGACUACAUUUGUCGUAUGCAAUAGCUGCGGAAAUAGAUGGAAGUUCUGUUGAGAUCCUGAAGAAACUCCAGAAGAGACUUUCUUGGACCAACAGUUAAUUAUUUUCAGUUUCUAAUUAGUUGUGCAAAUGAGAUGUUAGAACUUCAACAAGAAUAUUUGUAGAACAAUACAUCCCUGUGACAUUUUUGUAUAAAUCUAAUUUCCUUAACACCAUUUUAUUGUCUCCCCCCCCCUGCAGUACAGUUCACUGAAACAAAAACUUUCACUCAUACAACCAGGCAGCAUCUAAAUGUACAAUUUUUCUUUUCUUUUUAUAUGUAGUUUGACAUUAAAGUUUUAAAACUCC
Molecule: messenger RNA, 1320 nt
Organism: Amblyraja radiata (thorny skate)
Lineage: Eukaryota; Metazoa; Chordata; Chondrichthyes; Rajiformes; Rajidae
Gene: tcea1
Product: transcription elongation factor A (SII), 1
Exons: 10
Coding region: 115-1026 (303 amino acids)
Biological process (GO): DNA-templated transcription; transcription elongation by RNA polymerase II
Cellular component (GO): nucleus
Molecular function (GO): zinc ion binding; nucleic acid binding
Source: RefSeq, a predicted model, not a curated record